UAUGCUCUGCAGACGAACAUCAUAACUACAAGCCAAAUACGAAAAGAUCAACGUAGAAAACACCGACUAGGGCGGCUAAAGCAAUGGAAACAAACCAUCUCUUUCAGCAGACCAGAAUAAACAAACACCAUUAACGUUACACAGAAAGAACCCAAGUAGCAUCACCAAGAAAAUGGCAGCUCCUUCUAUAAGUUUGGUUUUAAUAGUGUGAGAAGGGUAUGUUACUUGAUUUGAGAGCUGAUAAGAGAGAAAAAUGGCCAUGAAAACUACUAUGAAUGGAGGAGAUGGACAUUACAGCUACACCCGCAAUUCUUUGGGGCAGAGACAAGGAUUGGAGCUGAUGAAGGACUUGAUAAACAAAGGAAUUGAUGAAAAGCUUGAUGUGGCUAAGUUCAUGUCAUCUUCUUCUUCCUUUUCUCCGAAAAUGUUCAGGGUUGCUGAUCUGGGAUCUUCUGUUGGGCCUAACACAUACUUUGCUGUGCAAAACAUUAUAAAUUCUGUGAAACUCAAAUAUCAAGAAACUGAUGUUGAGUUUCAAGCAUUUUUCAAUGAUCAAAUCUCUAAUGAUUUCAAUACCCUCUUCAAGAAUCUUCCUUCUGAUAGGGAAUACUUUGUUGCUGCUGCACCUGGUCCUUUUCAUGGCCGCUUGUUUCCCAAGAAGUCUAUCCAUUUUGUCCACUCCUCCUAUUCACUUCAUUGGCUCUCAAGUGUUCCAAAAGAGUUGGUAGACAAGGAAUCACCCGCAUACAAUAAGGGGAAGAUCUUUUACACAAGUGCCUCGGAACAAGUCUUCGAAGCUUACACAGCUCAAUUUGCUAAAGACAUCACAUCUUUUCUCAAUGCCAGGGCACAUGAGGUGGUCCAUGGAGGGCUUAUGGCCUUAUUGAUACCUUGCUUUCCAGAUGGCACUCCUCCUUCGCAGCGCAACAUGGAAGGCGUGUUUGAUUUACUUGGAGACAGCCUCACGGAUUUGGCCAAUAUGGGAUUAGUUAGUGAGGCUAAAGUGGACUCCUUCAACUUGCCACUGUACCACACAAGUCCACAAGAAUUAAAGGGCUUGAUUGAGAAAAAUGGUGAUUUUAGCAUUGAAAGAAUGGAAAACAUAUGCCGGAGUAGGACUCAAGUUGACGCUUCUUUCAUUAAGAGUAUGAUCCUGCACUUAAGAGCUGCUUGGGAAGGAAUGAUCCGGGAACACUUUGGUAAUGAUAUAGUUGACGAGCUCUUCGAUCGGUUCACCAAGAAAGCCAUCAACUCUUCCAUCUUUUCGGAGUCAGAAAAGUACGAGUCUUUAUCUGAAUUGUUUGUCCUUCUCAAGCGAAAUGGUGAUUGAUCAUGAUUGAGGUCUUCUCAUCAAAGUUUCCAUGAUCUUUAGGUGCUUGUGAAUCAAUGUACUGAAGUGUCAGCUGGUCUAAAGUUAAGUUACCUUAUAAUUUUCUCUGUGAAGUACAUGAUUAGCAUAUGUAUUCAUUACUUGAUCCUGUCUUCACCGCAAGAGUCUUGUGCACUUGCGCUCGAG
Molecule: messenger RNA, 1516 nt
Organism: Tripterygium wilfordii
Lineage: Eukaryota; Viridiplantae; Streptophyta; Magnoliopsida; Celastrales; Celastraceae
Product: loganic acid O-methyltransferase-like
Exons: 3
Coding region: 254-1330 (358 amino acids)
Biological process (GO): methylation
Molecular function (GO): S-adenosylmethionine-dependent methyltransferase activity
Source: RefSeq, a predicted model, not a curated record